Aspergillus ochraceoroseus IBT 24754 is the source of this 1416-nucleotide messenger RNA. RefSeq names its product F-box domain protein. NCBI's taxonomy places the organism in Eukaryota, Fungi, Ascomycota, Eurotiomycetes, Eurotiales, Aspergillaceae. The transcript has a single exon. The record is from RefSeq and is a predicted model, not a curated record. Bases 1 to 1416 code for a protein of 471 amino acids. Gene Ontology annotation, molecular function: protein binding.
AUGUCGUGGAGCCGAGUCCCGCCAGAGGUGUUUGAGUCUAUCCUUCUGUAUUUGGACCUGCAAAGCCUGCAAAACCUCCGCCUGGUAAACACGUCCUUUAGCAUCCGGUGUAUAGGACCUCGCUUCCAGAGCUUCUUUAAAAAUGUGAAGACGGAUUUGACAAAGUCCAGCCUCGAAUGCCUCUCUGCAAAAGCAUCACAUCCCACAGUAAAGCACUGGGCCAAACACUUGACUAUUGUUGCAACUAUAUACGAUCAGUGCGAAGUCAAGGAGGCAUUGGCAAACAGCCAAAGCAGACUCGAAAUUGAAGAUACAGAAGAAAUUCUCAGAGAGAUUUCCUCUAUCCAAACUAAACUGCUUGAACUCCAUGAACAGGAGACAAGUCGUGAUGCACUACCAGAUGAGUUUAUCAUAAACCACCUGGUGUUGGCAUUGAAGGGCUUUAAAAGUCUGUCCAGUAUCAAACUAGACGCGUUCGUUAUAGAUGGCUCUGGCAAAACCCUGCCUACCACAAAGGGACCAUGGCAAUCUGUAUGGAAGCGAGCGUCGCAUGUGCAUUACCUCGCCAUGUCAGCUAUCUUGGAGAGUGAUGCUGCAAUUGAGAGCUUAGAUGUCUUUAGUCAGGCUCCGCGUUGCAGCAUCCCUUCCGCAGAUAUUACAGCCCUUCUCUCCAAAUUCGAUCCAAAUGACUUUAAGACUAUUGGUGCUUCACUCAAGAGUAUCGCCCUCAGCAUCUCCACUCGGGUGGAAACUGAGCUUCAAAAAACAGUAUCGUUUCCCUAUUAUCGACCUCCUGGUUUCCACGGACUCUUAGAUGCAAGUGAUCCUCCAGCACUAUCUCACGAUAAUUACCCCGGUGUUGCUCGGUUUCUGCAGAACAGCCCUAAUCUAAGCACGCUAUAUCUACAUCUAUAUCGCACUGUAACUGGGAAUAUUCAAGCAUACGACCAGCUUUUCACCACCAUCACCCUCACUGCCAACCUCCCCAAAUUGGAAGUGUGCUCCUUAUCGGGACUGUAUGUGACGGACAAGGCCAUGCUCAAAUUUCUCCAAGACAGUUCGCUUCUUCGCCAUCUCGAAUUAGACGAGAUAGAACUCACAUCUGGACUAUGGGAGCCUAUCUUCAACUAUCUCAGCGGGAUGAGUGCCCUGGCAUAUCUCCGUCUCUCCAGCCUCCGGAGGGAAAAGAGGAUCGUAAAUCUUCAGCCAGUCUGGGGUGAUUGGCCACUUUCGUCGGUAGCCUUUGCCCAAAGAGCGUUGCCAGUUAAGGGACCGAUGGUGCAUACCAGCGAGUUUAAUGCAGAGGACCUGGAACGGGGUCUGACGUUUCUCCCUACACCGCACUCUCGUCUGAUCGGCUCCACGCAACUCACGAGGUGGAGAAGACGACGACGAAGAGAAUAUGGAACUCCAUAA